GUGGUGGGGUCGUGCCCUCAACCAGGAAUGAGGGGGAGACCCCUCACUCCGCAGGCCCGGCUGGCACAGACAGCGCGAAUGAAAAAUCAAGUCAAGACUAGUACCAGCCAAGAGUCUCCAAGGGGGGGACACGAACCAGGGAAAAGGAAAGAGGCUGUGGAAGUAGAGGACGACGAUGACGAAGAGGAAGAGGACGAGAGGCUCCGCAGAGAAGAGGAUCAGAGAGCGGAGCAGCGGGCAAGGAAAAAGGGGACCAGGGGAGAGGCCGAACCGAUCAUACAUGACGGACCGCCCAAAAAGAAGAAAUACGCGGUCCGGUUGGAAGAAGGAUUCGACGUCGAGAAGGUGAUUGACCGGCUGCUGGAAGGGCAUAAUGACCUCAUGACCCUGAAGGAAAUCCUAGCGUCAGCCCCGCGACUCCGCGAUGAACUGAAGGGGAGGUUAUCACGGCGCCUGGUGCCCAAUGUCCAUCUGGGUACGAUCCUGCACAAGGAGGCAGAGUGGGCAGAGUCAGGUACGAAGAUGGACUGGAAGUGCGUAGCCUGCGGUACGGUGGAUUUGAUGGUGAAGGGUUCCAAGUGCGCAGCAAUGGUGGACACCAGGGCAGAGAUGAACAUUAUUCGGGAGGCGGACGCGAUCAGAUUCGGGCUGGAUAUAGACCGUUCUGACUGCGGUAUUCUGCAUGGAGCUAGCUGUAAGGCCAUGAAGGGGAGGCGGUGGAGAAUACGCCCCCAGUUGAUGGAUUUCUGGAUCAGAAAGAAGAUGUUCGUCUUCAUAUCAACAUGGUCGCCGCGAGUGCCCAGCUGUGUAGGCUAUCCUAUCUGGCAAGCGCCAAAGGGGUAUGAAAGGAGAAAUGAGCUAGUCUUUAAGCCCUUUGAGGAAGAAGAUCCCUGGGGCGGUAAGGAUGUUCAAUGGAUGAUGGAGCUAGCGCUGGCCAGCUCGCAUAGCCUGAUGGAGGACAUGAGAACGAUUGAGGAAGGACCUGGCCAGGUAGAACGACAUGAGGACCUGAUGGGAGGAAUGUAUCUCCUCGUCAACACGUUAUUGCAGGAAGGCCUCGACCAGUCAGGCUCGUUGAACUGGACAGGAAAGGUGGACGAAGUGCCCGAGAGCCAGGACGACGAGUUCGAGGAGGGAGAGAUUAAGGAGGCUUUUCGUGUAGAGGAGUACGACGGGAUCUACCUAGAACUGGGGCUUCUUCUGUCAUGUGAAAUGCGGCUAAGGGAUGCAAGCGAAAGGGCUCAGAGGAUGCUGCAGCGCUACUUAGUGCGAGACGACCACCUUUUCGUGAGAAGAGAAGUGGGGAAACCCAGGAGGGUCGUCUGCGGCAGGAAUCGUCAAAUCGACGUCGUAGCAGCACUACACGAUGGCAUUGCAGGAGGGCAUCGAGGGGUACAAGCCACGUAUGCCAAGAUAAGUGAACUGUACUACUGGGAUGGAAUGAUGGACAUGGUCGGGAAGUUCUGUCGAUCCUGCGUACCCUGCCAGGAGAGAUCCCGUUUAAGGCAGGGAGAGCCGCUGCAUCCAAGGUUAGAGCGAGAGGUAGGGGCCAUAGUGCAUCUCGAUCUGCUUUUUAUGCCACUUGGGGAUCAGGGCUAUAACUAUAUCUUCGAUGUGCGCGAUAACCUGUCUGGGUUCAUAGACGGGCGUGCUAUUCGCACCAAGACCGGGUUAGUCUUAGUGAGCUGCAUCGAGGAAUAUUACCUGCGUUACCCUUUCGUCAGGGAAUUCGUAAUGGACAGGGGAUCGGAGUUUACCUGCCAGGAGGUGCAAAAAUUGUUAUCAAGCUCAUGCCCUGGAGCACCCAGACCUGGAGGAGCCAGCACCUGCAGAGCCACGUCAGGAGUCAUGCCAACCCGAGAAGGAGAUGGAAGCAGAGAUCCCAAAGAGGGUCGAUCUCCGCACGAGGGAAAGCCAGCUGGAGAGACGGCUGAAGAAAAGAGGGCGAGACGAACCAGGCGGAUAGAUGAGAUAUGGCAGGAGAGGCAGAGGUUGGAGGCAACGGGGGAGCUCCCGGAGCAGCAGCAGGAGAGGCAGAGAUCAGGGGCAGCAGGAGCACUCCCGGGUCAGCCACCCAGCGUGCCAGCCAAGGCCCCGGAGAUUCCUGAGAUGUGGAGAGACUUCUGGGAGCAGAGAGGAGAGGAGCUUCCAUCGCCAGUUAGAGCCGGGUUUGGGGUGGCCAGGAAGGCGGAAGAAAGGUUAAAUCGUAAAAUCAAGUUCCUGGCCAAGACCACUUUUGACCGGCACUUGUUAUUGGAGGGCGAUCUGGCGGGGAAGAAAAUGAAGGAAGCCAGCCAUGGAGUACGUCUGGAGGCUAUGGAGAUGGAAAUUCAGGAACUUAGGGCUUUGGUGGUCAGCCAGGCAGCUAUCAUUGAGAGCCUGAGGCAGCAAACCCAGGGAAAGGUGGACAGACCAGAGAGCAGCCGGCAGGGAGAGCAGAGGUAGCCAAGACAGGGAUUGCCAGGACAGCCAUCUGCGACAGAGC
Chara braunii is the source of this 2485-nucleotide messenger RNA. The record is from the annotation of a GenBank genome assembly. Lineage: Eukaryota; Viridiplantae; Streptophyta; Charophyceae; Charales; Characeae.